GCCCCGCCCGCCGCCAUGGCCUGUCGCCCCUAUCUGCCCUAUGUGCUAGCCAUCGUGGCACUUUUGUUGGGCGUUGCACUGAUUCUCUUUGCCAUUUGCAUGGAGCGCCCUCAAGAGCCGAGCAAUAAAUUGAAAACCGAAAAAAAGUCAACUGAGCAGCUUGGAAAUUUCUUUAGCGAUCAGCCGGAGGCUGUGCUGCCCCUCGGCAGCGGCUUGGACGGUUCCGUUGCUGGCGAUGUGCAAGAUUUAGUGGCCAAAGCGUUUUUUUUGGUUGGCACCACAACAACUACAACAACAACAACAUUGAGCCCAAUGUCGCCAACCGUAAAACAAGCUACUUCCCGGUCGCAGCUCGAUCUGAACAGAAUGGAAAUGGAGCAUUCUACGACCACAACUGAGGAGACGACGGCCUGGAAAACGCUGACCUCGCAUCCGAAUUCGCUGGUGCAAUUGCUGCCGUCCCGCGCCAUGCGGGUGGUGCAGGAGGUGGUGCGAUCACUACGGAAGGAACGCGAAAUCGUGGCCAGCACCACGUUGGGCAAGGUGCGCGGUCGCUAUCAGAAGUAUCGCUCGGGCGAGAGAGGGGGCUACUAUAGUUUCAAGGGCAUGCGAUAUGGCGCGGCGCCAAUCGGUGCUAGAAGAUUCCGCGCUGCGCUGCCGGAGAAGCCGUGGAGUGGUGUGAGAGAUGCCUCGAGAGAGGGUCAAAGUUGUCCGCACAAGAACAUGAUACUGGACACCUUUAAGGGCGAUGAAGAUUGCCUUUUUCUGAACGUGUUCACCACGCGCAUGCCCAAGGAGGAUGACGCGCAGCCAAAGCUGCCUGUGAUGGUGUGGUUGCAUGGCGGCGGCUUCUCCUUUGGCUCCGGCAACUCUUUUCUUUACGGGCCUGACUAUUUGGUAGCUGAGGAUGUCGUGCUGGUUACUCUGAACUACAGACUGGGUCCCUUGGGCUUCCUGACGGCUGGACCCGAUGCGCCUGGCAACCAGGGACUAAAGGAUCAGGUGUUGGCACUGCAAUGGGUUCGCGACAACAUAGCUGCUUUUGGCGGUGAUCCAGAGCAGGUGACAGUCUUUGGUGAGUCCGCGGGGGCAUCUUCAGUGCAGCUGUUGCUCCUCUCGCCACUGGCCAAGGGUCUUUUUCAACGCGCCAUCUCGCAGAGCGGCUCUGCUCUGAAUCCCUGGUCAAUGGCAGCCAGCUCAGGACAGCGAGCGGCACGGCUAGCGGCCAAUCUCGGUUAUGUGGGUGCCAACAAUACAGAGGAGAUUUUGGACUUUCUGCGCAGAGUGCCCGCCAUGAAGCUGGUGGAGGCAGCGCCCACAACUCUCACCGCGGAGGAUCAGCGCAACAACAUUGGGCUGCCGUUUGUGCCCGUCGUGGAGGGAUAUUGGAAUCAGGAUUCACAGGAGGAGUUGUACCUUGAACAACCCUUUCUCACUGAACAUCCCAGCGAUAUGUACCAGGCGCACAAUUUCAACAGCGAUGUGCCCUACAUGACGGGCUAUAACACACAUGAAGCUAUGCUUUUUAUAAGAAGACUGCGCAAGAAUCCACAGCUUUUGAGUAUUAUUGAGAAUGACUUUGGGCGGCUCGUGCCACAGGAUCUUAAUGUAACCCAAUCCCAUGAUAGAGUUACCCGUGAGAUACGCUCCUUUUAUCUGGGCAACAAGCAUGUUGGGCUCGAGUCUGUGGAUGAAAUGAUAGCACUCUUAACAGAUCUCAUGUUCCUGCAAGGUAUCCGUCGCACUGCUCGCAACCAUGCCAAGUAUGGUAAUGCUCCUGUCUACAUGUAUCGCUUCUCCUUCGAUGGAGCUCUAGGUCUGUACAAGCGCAUGCUGGGUAUUCCCAGGCCGGGUGUUUGCCACGGCGAUGAGAUGGGCUACUUGUUCAAGUUUGGAUUCUUCAACCUAAGUCUGGAUCCGAAGUCCAUGGAAGUGCAAGUCAAGAACCGCAUGGUGCGAAUGUGGACGAACUUUGCCAAAUAUGGAACGCCCACGCCCAAUUUUGAAGAUCCUAUCCUGACAGCCAAAUGGGCACCUAUCGAUGCCACAAACGUUAUGAAUAGUCUGAACUAUUUGGACAUUUCACACGAACUCAAUAUGAAAACGAAUCCCGAGCCGGAGCGACAGCGAUUCUGGGAUGAAAUGUAUCAGCAUUACAAUGGUGCGGCUAUGUAGUGCUCCAGGCCCAGAGCCACAUAUAUAUAUAUAUAGGCAUCACCAAGCGCAUUGCUCACCCAACCACACCCACACACUUACAUACACAUAUACACAUUUUGUAAACAUUUUGCCAUUUGUGAAAGAGUGAGCAGAAAAAAUAUUUAAUGCAAAUUUCAUUGUAAAAUUAUCGUAGAUUGUAGUAGUAGUCAGUAGAUAUACAUAUAAUAUUUUUAGCAGUUAGUUUGUCUAUAAGUGUUGCAGCAUUUAUACACUAUUACACAAGCAUACACACCCCCACAUGCUCAUAUCAAUACACACAAGACACACAAACACGUAGCUUAAGCAUUCUACAUAUAGCAUACCCAAAGCCAGCAAACUUUUCCUUACUUCAUGCAAUAUCAGGUGUAAAUAGUCAAAGUUUAAAGUUAUUCAAUGUCAAUUUUAAAUGCUGGACACAUCAAUGCCCAUCAAUCUAUCGAGGUGUAUUCGGAAACAUUCUGAAACACGUUUUGUAUAUCGUUUGUAAAAUAAAUCACAGUGUCUUUGAAAAAA
Messenger RNA from Drosophila montana, 2709 nucleotides. RefSeq names its product juvenile hormone esterase. The transcript has 8 exons. The record is from RefSeq and is a predicted model, not a curated record. NCBI's taxonomy places the organism in Eukaryota, Metazoa, Arthropoda, Insecta, Diptera, Drosophilidae. Gene Ontology annotation, molecular function: serine hydrolase activity. The coding region runs from base 16 to 2175 and encodes 719 amino acids.